AUGGAACCUGCCGUAUUUGGAAGAUGUGUGUUUAAGGACAAAACAGUUUCCAUUCCACUUCAAAGUGACUCAACUUUAAUGUUCUUGUGUUCUAAUAUAUGUUCAAGAUUCAAUGAGCUUGAGGUGGGGGCGUUUGAGAUGACUUACCUCGUGCCGGAUCAUCCUCCAUGUGUACUAGAGACGGACUUAGAUGUGCGUGUAAUGUAUAUGUCCUUGAUGAAUGAGGAGAAAUAUACAGUUACAAUUACAAUUGCUAUUAAGGAGUUUCUAUUUCCUGAAAAGCAAAACGGUGUUGAUGAUGUGUUUUGUGGUGAUGGUAAUAUGCAUAAUGCUAAGGACGAUUUCAUUGGGAAAUAUGCAGCACCUUCUGGUCAUACAUACUUGUCUCAGGCUUGGAAGAGCUACAUCAAUCAUGUGGGUAGAAGUUUAUUGGUGGGGUUAUUGAGUUCAGAGAAAAAUUGUGCAAGUAUGCGAUUGAGAAGGUGGCGUGUGCAUGCGUCAUUAUGUCCUGCAAAUGGGUUUUUUUACAUUCGGAGCCUGAACAACGAACACACUUGCAAAGGACGUAUCCGUGAACGUACGAGCAGCAUGAUGUCUUCGAAAAUUGUGUCCUCUGUUUGGGUUGACCAAAUCCAAUCUACACCAUUGAUUAAAUCGAUCGAAAUUGUCAAGGAUUUCAAGAAAAACUAUGGGUUGGACAUUUCUUAUCACAAUGCAUGGUACGGGAAGGAAUUAGCAAAGAAAGGGUCCAUGGUGAUGAGUCAUUGUCAUAUAAACACCUACCUUGGUACGUGGGAGCGGUGUUGA
Molecule: messenger RNA, 807 nt
Organism: Prunus armeniaca (apricot)
Lineage: Eukaryota; Viridiplantae; Streptophyta; Magnoliopsida; Rosales; Rosaceae
Source: the annotation of a GenBank genome assembly